UUGUGUAAACGUCCAGUAGACAUUGCUUUUGCAAUAGAUGCCUCAGGUAGCGUUGGUCACUGGGGAUUCUUUAAAGAGAAAGACUUUGUAAACAGAGUUGUGCGCAGAUUUGGUAUCUCCCGGACAGGAACGCAUGCUGCGGUCAUAGUUUACAGCACAAAGGCGCGCUUAGAAAUACCAUUCACUAAAUACAACAACUACGCGAGAUUUUACCUUGCUGUUCGGCGCCUUCCCUACUACAGGGGGGUAACAAGAAUUGACCUAGCCCUGAAAACAGCCGCCCAGGAUGUUUUUUUAACAGAAGGAGGAGCGCGGAGAAAUGUUCCUAAAAUUUUGAUAGUGAUGACAGAUGGAUAUCAAACUCGUACGACGGACGCUGUUCCACUGGACAAGGCAGUACUGCCCCUAAAAGCAAAGGGAGUUAAGGUGUACGCUCUUGCCAUAGGACCCUACACCAAGGAUUAUGAACUGAGGUUGAUCGUUGAGAAAAAUGAAAAUGUUUUUCGUUCCAACUCGUUCUCUGGUCUUGCCCAUGUAAUAAGACGAUUGGCAACAACGACGUGCAUAAAU
This is a messenger RNA of Porites evermanni, 570 nucleotides long. The record is from the annotation of a GenBank genome assembly. Lineage: Eukaryota; Metazoa; Cnidaria; Anthozoa; Scleractinia; Poritidae.